Penicillium olsonii is the source of this 351-nucleotide messenger RNA. The record is from the annotation of a GenBank genome assembly. Lineage: Eukaryota; Fungi; Ascomycota; Eurotiomycetes; Eurotiales; Aspergillaceae.
AUGCUGAUCUUUUGCCCCAACUGCAGCAAUGCGCUCACCAUUUCCAAGGCAGAUGCUAGCACGAGAUAUCCUAUGGGGGUCAACCGCUUUGAAUGCCGCACCUGUCCCUACGAAGCGCCGCUCGACAGAGAAUGGUUCGAGAGCACCAACCUGAAACAAAAGGAAGUGGAUGAUAUCUUUGGUGGUGCAGAGGAAUUCGCAAAUGCCGAUAGCGUUGCCACUCAAUGCCCCGCAGAAGCCUGCAAUGGGGAACGUGCAUACUUCUUCCAGCUGCAGAUUCGUAGUGCAGAUGAACCCAUGACCACAUUCCUGAAGUGCACUUCGUGUGGUGCUCGAUGGAGAGAGAAUUAG